Molecule: messenger RNA, 5011 nt
Organism: Hypanus sabinus (Atlantic stingray)
Lineage: Eukaryota; Metazoa; Chordata; Chondrichthyes; Myliobatiformes; Dasyatidae
Exons: 8
Coding region: 256-1359 (367 amino acids)
Cellular component (GO): membrane
Source: RefSeq, a predicted model, not a curated record
CUGCAGGAGAGGUUCGAAAGCUCUAGAGAAAGCGGAGUGUAAACAUAUCAUAUCCAAUCUGCUCUUUAAGAUAGAAAUUGUAUUCACAUUCUACUGCGUCUGACGCUUCAGUGUCGCUAUUCACAACACAGCCUUCACGGAAAUCGGUUUCCGAGAAUUUCUAAGGCAUCAGACUUGAGGAUGUGAAGAGGAGGGCUUUGGGGAAUUCGGUUUCUCUCUCUACACACACACACACAGAGCUCGGGACCCAGCAGCAUGGAACAGUACAGACGGCUUUUGUAUUGUGCUCGAUUCUUCGCUGCAGCCGCGUUGAUCUUCUACUUCGUAACUUCGUGCACCAACUACUGGCUUCACGCUAUAACCUGUCGGACCGUGAACGACACGCUGGAAGAUGAAAGCCCACCGGUUCGUGCGGAAUUUGGUAUGUUGCGAGGUUCACCUAAGCCUCCGACCGAAUCUGUUGACAACACAACUGACCUGAGAUCUGGCACAGUGUCAACCGUUUCCACGGAAACUUUCAAUGGCAGCCCCAAAUCAAGUGGAAAGGAAGCAGUGUUGCCUAGAAAUGUACCUACACCACGUCGGAAAUGUAAGAGACCUAAGGGACGUAAGGGUUGCUGUCUGAGUUGCUUUGGUGGUCACACUCCUCUUGCGUUGGUACUGCACACCCCAUCCUUGGUGACGUGGAUCAUGUGCAUGGGACCACCUUUCAGCAUCAUUGGCUCUGGAGGUGCAGUCUCAGCUGGAUUGAAUGAUCUGUGGAAAAUGGGACUGAGGCAGGACAUACGGAAGGAGGAUUACAGGUUAAAUUACCAUCAUGAGGGUUUCUUCUGGAGAUGUUCAUUUAGCGACAAAGAGGAAAAGUAUCAACUUAGAAAAUUCAUUUACAUUUACCAACCACCUUUAAAAUGCUGCGUGCAUGCCUUUCAUUCCCCAUUUCCAAACGUUGAAGGGAGAACCACGAAAGAAUUUGAAUCCUCAAUCUCGUACCGUAAAUUGUGGAGUGCACUGAUGUUCUUGGGAGUAACAUUUGUAACAAUUGGAUUCCUCUGCAUCAUCUACUCUGCAUGCUGUGAGAACUACAACAUGUAUAAAACAACUGGAGUAAUAUUCUUGAUUGCUGGUGUGUCUUUCACCGUGUCAGUUAUCAUGUACGCCGUUUGGAUUUCAGCAGUAUCUCAGAUGAUUGCGGGAGACAUUGCUAAUUGCACUUCCAUUAUAACCAAUUUGAAUUUUGGUGUAAAUUAUGGCUGGUCUUUUAUGGCAGCUCCUUUUGCAGUAUUGUUCUCUUUAAUUUCUGGCUUAUUUUUCAUUAAAAUUGCAGGUAUGAAUUGCAAGGAAAGUAAUAACUUCAUUUAAGCAUUUUUGUAAACAACUAUCUAAAAAUAAUUUAAAAAAUCAUAAUUGUACACAUUAAAAUAUAGCAAUGUUGAGACAUUAUAAUUUGGAGACCCCUUAUAUUAAUCAAUUUAUAAUCUGAGGUAAUUUUAAACUGCAUCUCUACAUUAUGAAUUUUCUAAUCUGCCCAUAACCUUUCAUCUUUUAUGAAAGGUUUGCGUUCUGAGAAACUGCUGUUAUUUCAGAAAUAUAAAAGAUUGGGCAAUAUGCAAAUACUACUUUGACGUUGCACUUUCCUAUGUGCAAAGAGUGGUACACUGUUCCUUAUAGUGACAAUUCGAUUUAUAAAUUGAUAAGGGACUCUACAAAGGGUUUGUAACAAACUUCAAAAAGAAUGUUGCUUUUAAAUAAUCAAAACCACAAGGUAAUUUCAAACUAAUUUUCUGUUACAAUCAUCAGUUAGUUUAAGACUGAGCUGUUACUAGUCUCAGGUGAGAAACCCUCUUUGGUUUCCUAUGAUGUGCAUUGCUGUUGAUUGAAGAUCCGGUCCUUUGACUUCAAGCAUUUUUGGCUACUACUUAUACCACUGAACAAAAUGCCGAUGCAAAGAAGCAGGCAGGUUCAAGGCUUUAUCUUUGAUACUUUAAUGUAUUUCACACGUUUUGUUACACUUCAGAUUCCACAAUUACACUUAAGGUAUUUUUAUUUGCUUUAUCAAUGUCAAAAUCUUUCUGGCCACUCUUUAACUAAUCCAAUCAUGUUAUAUGUAUGGUCAGCACAUAUGUUCGCUCUGUAGCAUGAUAUAGUUCCAUUCCACUGACCCACAGUUCAUCUUUCACAUUGUCAUUAUGGUCACUAUUCUGUGAUUAGCCAAUAUAUUGAAUUUUUCAUAGAAAUUAGAGGUUCAACAAUUAAUACAAACAUGAUAUUAAACUUACCUAAGAAUCUAAGUUGUAUACGUGGAUAUGCUCAGGCAAAAUUCUACUCUAUUAUAGUGUUAUAACAGAAAAUUAUGAAUCAAACUUUAAUAAAUUUAAGAUUUAGCUUUAAUUGUAUUUAUAAUUAUAAACUUCUAACAUAGUAAUUCUGCAGAUGAUUCAAAGAUUGCUGGUGGUGUCGACAGAAGUUUGGAAAGGAAAUCAGAGGGAUAUAGAUCAGUUGCAAAUAUGGGCAGAGAAAUGGCAGAUGGAGUUUAGCCCAGCCGAAUGUGAAGUGUUGCUCCUUGGUAGGUGAAAUAUAACCAGGCAGUACACUGUUAAGAACAAGACCCUUAGCAGUGUUGAUGAACAGAGGGAUCCUUGGGUUCAAGAUCAUAGCUCCCUGGAAAUGGCUGCACAGGUUGGUAGGGAGGUUAAGAAGUCAUAUGGCAUGCUUGCCUUUAUUAGUCACAGCACUGAGUUCAAAAGGCAGGAAGUUUCCCUGAGGUGUUAUAAAAUAUUAGUUAGGCAGCAUCUGGAGUAUUGCAUAUAGUUCUAGUCGCACCAUUAUAGGAAAGAUGUCAAGGCUGUGGAGACAAUGCAGAAGAGGUAUACCAGGAACUUGCUUGGAUUAAAGGGCAUGUACUAUAACAAGAGGGCUGUUUUCUCCGGAGUCCCAGAGACACGGGGGGGGGGGGGGGAGACCUGAUAAAGGUUUAUAAGAUUAUGAGAGGCACAGGUAGUGGCAUAGUGGCAUCAGCACUGGACUUUGGGGCGAGAGUUCCAGAGUUCAAAUCCGGCCAGUUCCCUUGCACACUCUCCAUCUGUGCCUGGGUUGAGUGUCGAGCUAGCAACUCGACUUUAUAUAAAAAAAAACUAGUGACGGAUGGGCUCCGCCAAGUUUCAGAUGCCCAAGACACGUCGUACGAUGAGCAAUCACCAAAAAGUUCAGUGCAAAAAGCUUGUCCUGAUGGCGCCCCAAUGACUCCACCAGGAAUUAAGGGCAUACACACACACACACACACACACACAGAUGGAGUAGACAGGCAAUAUCUUUCUCCAACAUUCAGAGGGCAUAUAUUUAAGGGCAUAAUUUCAAAAGAGCUGUGAGGGGCAAGUUUUUUCCACCGUGGGUGUCUGGAAUAUCCUGUCUGGGUGGUGGUAGAGGCUGAUACAUUAGAGACUUUUAAGAGAGAUGUAGAUUGGCACGUGAAUGUGAGGAAAAUUGAAAGAUAUGGACAUUGUGUAGUCAGAAGAGAUACAUUUAGUUAGCCAUUUGAUUACUCAUUUAAUUGGUUCAGCAUUACAUUGUGGGCUGAAAAGCCUGUUCCUAUGCUGUACUGUUCUAUGUUCUAUGUUAAAUCAUUGUUACAGAAAAAUACAUCCUAUGAAAUCCUGAAUGUGACUUUGAUUCUUUUACAAUAUGAUAAUCAUCAAUUUAAAAAUUUACUGCAAAGUGUUUAUUUUGUAUUAUAGAAUAAUAAAAAUAAAGCUCCUAAUGCAUUUCACAAUGAAGACUACAACUGUAUAGUGCACAGAAUUCAACUUAUUUUCUCAGAUGCAAUUCAUAAGUCUGGGCAGUGCAUUCAGUCUGUUGCUUUGGAUGUCUUUUGAUGAGGUAUCCAGUUAUAUCCAUUGUUAGAACUCCCUCACUCAACCCAAACACCUCAACACACUGAGAAGUUUUUCAAAACUCUCUGUUCUUUCCAUCCCUACACUCUCCAAACUCAGCCACUCUUUGCCCCUCGCCAAGCAACUUACCCCUUUUAUAUUCCAUUACCUAUUAAAUCUUCCUUUACACCUCCUGGGAGUACAUUUAAGAUUCAGAUAUGUUGUUUAAUAUAAAUUUGUUUCAGGUAACAUUGUAUUAUAACUGACUUUAUUAUGAUGCAAACUGUAACUGCAGAGAACAAUAGGAAAGUUUUGCCAAAAGUGCCAUGUUCUGUUCUAGUUUGAAGUCCUGACCUGAUAGAAUUCCUGUUGAAUAACAUAAGGGUAUCUGCAGGAUAUAUCUCUAUGCAAUUACAAGGGUAGACAGAGUGAACAAAUGGAAACCAUGGAUAUGCAAAAAGUAAAACUAUGGAUUCUGAGUCACUUUUCAGACACAACAGGAAUGUGGGGAUCUACAUGCUGAGCCAUCAGGUCAUGGGUGAGAAAAGGUGAUCUGAAACUGAUCAUUUUCAGUCAUAAUGAUCUAUAAUCUUAUGGAGAACUACUGUAGAUCUGAAAAGGAUAAAAGCAGAAAGCAAUGGAACAUUAUAUACAUACCUAGAGGAGGAAGAUAGAUACAUAUUACUAGACUUCGGAUAUAAAAAAAUUUAACAACCUUGAAUUACUACAGGAGCAUUUUUCUUUUGGAAUAUGUAUUUCCAUGAUACAAAGGUUCACCCCACAUCUCAUCAUAGAAAUGGUGGCGCUGUUUUUCUGAAAGAGAUAUGUAUUUUUGUCUAUGUUCUAUAUCAAUCCAUGAAAAGGAAAUUUGAAGUGCUCUAAAUAUGAUGUCAUAGUACAGAUAUUUUGUAUUAUGUAUAUUUUGAGCUUUAUAAAAAUGAAACCAUUUAACUGAGAUUAUUUGUAUUAGACUCUAACUAUAAUCAUGUUUAACAAAAUAAAGCUGUAAACUGUUAAUAGAAUAAUAGUUAAGUCUCAGUAGAGAUUUCAAUAUUCCUAUAAGUGCAAGGACAUUUGGGCUUUGUAUACACUUGUAUUUAUAAAGUUUAAUAUUUUUAUAAUUAAAAUGUUUCUUUCAUUAAACC